CCUCCUGGCUGGGGUAGCGCCCAGGCCAGUGCCCCUUCCAUGGCCACCUCCCUCCUCCUAGCUGUGUGGGGGCAUGAAUCAGCUCUCACAGCUUGUUAAAAGCUGGACCUCUUGUUUUCAUGCCCUCACCUCAGGAAACGGAGUUACAGCCUGUCCAGUUCUACUCAGCAGGGGGCCAGGGUCCUCACUUUAUAAACAUCGCCAGCCUGUAAGAGCAGAGGGCACUGCCAUGGUAUGAGACAGGAGCCCAAGGAGAGAGAAACCCGAGAGUCAAGGAGCAAGGCAAGGGAAGCAGGGGAUCUGGCCAGAGGAAUCUGAACCCAAGCCAAGAAGGGUCUGAGAACUGAGCUGCAGGAAUGGCAUUCAGGAUGCUCUGGGCUGGACAGGGCAAGGGGAUCCUGGGAGGCUGGAGGAUCAUCAGCUUGGUGGUGUCUCUGCUCCUGCAGCACCCAGGAGUCAACAGCAAGUGUUACUUCCAAGCUCAAGCCCCCUGCCACUAUGACGGGAAAUAUUUCACCCUGGGUGAAUCUUGGCUCCGCAAGGACUGUUUCCAUUGUACCUGUCUGCAUCCUGUUGGUGUGGGCUGCUGUGACACGUCUCAGCAUCCUGUUGACUUCCCUGCGGAGUGUGAAGUACGCCAGGAGGCAGGGACCUGUCAGUUCUCUCUAGUGCAAAAAUCUGACCCUCAGCUGCCCUGCAAAGGGGGAGGACCUGACCUAGAAUGGGGCUCAGCUAACACCCCUGUUCCUGGGGCUCCUGCUCCGCACUCCAGCUAAAGGAUCACCCAUCUGCUGACUGCUCACUGCUGCUGCCACUUCCAGGGAAACCACUAGCAGCUGCCAAUUUACUCUGAAUAAAUAAAU
Onychomys torridus (southern grasshopper mouse) is the source of this 863-nucleotide messenger RNA. It is a transcript of the gene Msmp, whose product is annotated as microseminoprotein, prostate associated. NCBI's taxonomy places the organism in Eukaryota, Metazoa, Chordata, Mammalia, Rodentia, Cricetidae. The transcript has 3 exons. Bases 357 to 776 code for a protein of 139 amino acids. The record is from RefSeq and is a predicted model, not a curated record.